AUUCCAGGGUGGCUUCAGCUCUUCUGGUACAGCAUCGGGAGAAUAACUGCAAACAAAGGACCUAAUCUUAAUGGGCUUUUUGGAAGACAAUCUGGAACAACUGCCGGAUAUUCCUACUCGGCUGCUAACAAGGGCAAGGCUGUGAUCUGGGAAGAGAACACUUUGUAUGAUUACUUGCUCAACCCCAAGAAGUAUAUUCCUGGAACUAAGAUGGUUUUGCCGGGACUGAAGAAGCCACAGGAACGUGCGGACCUCAUCGCAUAUCUGAAGGAUGCUACUGCAUAAGUUAUUUCUCCUAUUCUAUUGAGCCCUUUUUAGAACUACAAAGGUGAAUGAGAAAGGAGAAGACAAACUACAAUUCCUUUCCAAAAUAAAUAUACUUCCGACUUCCGAGCUACUCUGUUCUUGUUCAUUGAGUGCUGAUGUAGACUCCGGUUUUUGAGAUGAGGUGGUAUUUGACACCAAAACAAUUGAUUAUGUCAAGAUUUUAGAUAGCUAUAUAUCAUAUGAUUAUUUUGUCAAAGCAGCAAUGGAUGUUUUGAUACAUUGGCUUAAAAGUUAUCAUGCAAUUUGUAUUUUAAGAAUCGGUACUUUUGACUA
This is a messenger RNA of Daucus carota subsp. sativus, 600 nucleotides long. Its product is annotated as cytochrome c-like. Gene Ontology annotation, cellular component: mitochondrial intermembrane space. Gene Ontology annotation, molecular function: electron transfer activity; heme binding. The transcript is spliced from 3 exons. The annotation marks the transcript as partial. Lineage: Eukaryota; Viridiplantae; Streptophyta; Magnoliopsida; Apiales; Apiaceae. Gene Ontology annotation, biological process: mitochondrial electron transport, ubiquinol to cytochrome c; mitochondrial electron transport, cytochrome c to oxygen. The record is from RefSeq and is a predicted model, not a curated record.